AUGUCGGGGCCCUCAUCAGCUGCUACUGUCGUGGAUAGCAAGACAGAGACUACCACCGAGAGCGGACCGAUAUCUGUUCAUGUGCAAGAGACGGACAAGGGCGCGGCCGAAGAUGUCUUCGGCGACGAAGACGAUCACGACAUCCGAUACAAGACCCUCAGCUGGCCGUUUGUGGCCGCCUUCAUGAUCGCAGAGAUUGUCAGCAAUGGCAUGCUCACACUUCCCAAUGCCAUGGCCGUGGUUGGCAUCGUGCCCUCGCUCGUGCUCACGAUAUUCCUUGGCGUAUUUGCGUUGUACACAGCGAAGCUGCUGAUCGACUUCAAGUUAAACCACCCGGAGGUUCACAACAUGGGGGACGCGGGUUUCAUCAUUUUCGGGCCCAUAGGCCGAGAGAUACUAUCCGCCGGCACUGUAAUAUUCGCCAUAUUUGCCGUUGGGUCAGAAAUUCUUUCUGGCCAGCUAGCGCUCUCUACGCUAUCCAACAACGGCCUGUGUGCGAUGGUGUUGCUCGCCAUUUUCUCUGUUGCGACCUUCCUGCUUAGCGUCCCUAGAACGCUGGGGGGCCUGAACUGGCUUGGUCUGUUGAGCGCGCUGUUUAUCACCCUGUGCGGUAUUCUUGCCAUGGUCGGCGCAGGAGCGAACCCGGUGCCCGGCCGUGUAAUCGUUGCGACCGUUCCUACCACCUUCUAUCAAGCUUUUCUUGCUAUCACUGGGCCGGUGUUCGCGUAUGCAGGGCAUUUCAUGUUUUUCAUUCUCAUCUCCGAGAUGCGUAAGCCGGAAGAUGCAAUGAAGGCCGCUUGGGUGCUGCAAGGAUUUUCCACCGUCUUCUACGCUGUUUUUAGCGUGGUUAUCUAUGUGUACCUGGGAAGCACAGUAGCUUCCCCUGCACUACUGUCACUGCCACCGGUCUGGUCAAAAAUCACUUUCGCAAUUGGGAUGGUCAAUUUCCUUAUCUCCGGGGCUCUAUACACUCAUGCCGCGGCAAAGCUCGUCUUCUUCCGAUUUUUCCGGCACUCCCGACAUGUCUACUCGCACACCAUUCUGGGAUGGGCGAUCUGGGUGCUGCUGUGCUUCGCCGCAGUGGCCAUCGCUUUCAUUUUCGCAACGGCCGUGCCGAUCUUCUCAGACAUGACGGGCAUCACGGCGUCGCUCUUCGCAUCGUGGUAUACAUACGGCAUCGCCGGGUUCUUCUGGCUGUAUGACACAUUCUACCUCAAGGGCGGGCUGGACGCGCUCAGGAGGAGGUGGAUCGGCACUUCGCUCGCGGCCGCGACCGUUCUAGCAGGAGCGUUCAUGUGCGUUGCCGGAACCUAUGUGUCCAUCAAGGUGCACCUCCUAGUCUUCUCAACCAGGAUCCUCCGCUGA
Molecule: messenger RNA, 1365 nt
Organism: Trametes versicolor FP-101664 SS1
Lineage: Eukaryota; Fungi; Basidiomycota; Agaricomycetes; Polyporales; Polyporaceae
Exons: 10
Coding region: 1-1365 (454 amino acids)
Biological process (GO): amino acid transmembrane transport
Cellular component (GO): vacuolar membrane
Molecular function (GO): amino acid transmembrane transporter activity
Source: RefSeq, a predicted model, not a curated record